AUGUUUUUGUCAAAUACGUACUUCUCACCUCAUGAUGACAUAUUCAGUUCCUGCUGUUACUUCCUUCUGUGAUAGUCUCCGGGCCAUCAAGCUCACCAGUCAAGCUUGAAGAUGGGGAAGUGCUGGAACCACCCGAACUGUGCUUUAGUAUUUGCCAUCUUUCUGGCCAGGACUGGAGCUUCCCCUGUCAUUGUGAAUGGAGUCCUGGGACACUCGGUUUCCUUGUCUCCUUCGACCCCAGUCUGUCAGGGCAUUGACGCGGUUGUGUGGAAAAGGUUAUCACUCAGCGCAGCGAUAGCACGAUACAUAGAAGGAUCGACUAAAUACUUUAAUACAACUUACAACAACCGAAUAACUCUUCAUUCCGGAAACUUCAGCUUGGAAAUCCAUGAUCUAAGGAAAGAGGACACUGAUGAUUAUGAAGUGACUCUUACUGCAGGAGAUUCAGGAAAGGAAUGCAAAAAGCGUAUCCAACUUAAGGUGUACGAGCCUGUGUCAGGAGCACACAUCACAGUUCAGAGUACCACUGGGAUCUGCAACUUCACCCUGACCUGCAGCGUGACCUCAGGUGACCCCAUCAGCUUCACGUGGUGGAGGAAUGAAACUUUGGUAAAUGACAGCACCCAGCACUUCCAGGUACUCGGAAAUACACUGAAGGUUCAUCACGCUGCAGAGGUCGAGGACAUUGUGUACUGUGAGGUCAGGAACCCCAUCAGUAAUGAAACAGCAGAGAUCAAGCUGAGGGACAUCUGCAAACUGGACACAUCUGAUUACAUAUCGUCAAACAACAAUGCAAUUCUAGUCAUUUCAUUAUGCUUCAUCGCUGUCAUAUGCGCUUUGGGUUUCUUUGGUGUGAAAAAGUUUUUCAACCGCAGGAGGAGUACAACAGAAGGGAGCAGGCCUGAAGACCCAGGUCACCUCACUAUUUACGCAGAAGUUCAGGGAACAAACAGAUCAGCAACCAACAGGCAGCCUCCAGAGGGAAAUGAAACGGUUCACAGACAAGAGGAGAGAAAGGAGGAUUCUCUCACCUUGUAUGACACUGUCAAGGCUCCAGGUCCCCUCAAAUGACCCACCCGUUGUGAACCAGGAGACAUCCAUUCUCCACGGAUGUGAUCCAUGUCCUACAGCUACUGUCGCGAGUGCAUUGGUGUUAUACGAGGAUGGGGAUGGUGGUGGGGGCAGGUAUGGCACUGGGUGUCUCUUGUGGCCCAGGCAGUGCUCCCAUGAGGGUAGAUGUGGCUGGAGUAGGUACUACAUGUAUAUCAGGUAACUUGCCCACCCCAUCCUUCAUCCCUCCUGUUCAUACAGCUCACUGAGUACCAUCUGUACCAAACCCAUAUACCAACGCCUGCUCUGCAGCCUCUAUGCCUUGACUAUUCAACUGCUUACCAGAUAUUUUUAAAUAUUGUGAGAGAACUGUGUUUCAGGUUGCAAACUUGCUUUCCCGAGAUCCCCUCGAAUGUCUCUGCUCCUCAGAUUAAACCUAUGCCCUCUGAUACUGGAUGCCUCCAUUAUCUGCCCAUCACUAACUCAAGUUCAAGUUUAUUCUCAUCUGAUUGUUUUUAUUUACAACCAAAUGAAACAACGUUCCUUCUGGAGUGUGGCACACCCACAAGACGCAUAUCACACAGAACACAUAAAACAUCACGUUAUUCCCACAAAUAAUAAAAUAUAAUUCAGAGCACAUGUAGUCUGAAGCACAGGUAAACUGUUCACUCUCUCAGUGACGAGACCUCGGUGCUGACAGGGUAGUCAUUAGUCUCACAGCCUGGGGGAGGAAGAAGCUGUUCCCUGUCUGUCAGUCCUAGUCCUGAUGCUUCUGUACCUCCUUCCUGAUGGUGGUGGUGAUUUUGAUAUGGGUGGAAGGGAUCCUCAUCAAUACUUUGGGCUCUUCGUAUACAACCCUCCCAGUAAAUGGGACAAACGGGGAGGGAGACCCUGCUGAACCUCUGGGUGGCUUUUACUGUCCUCUGUAGGGACUGAGGUCCGAUGCCUUGCAGCUUCCAUGUAACCAGACAGGACACUUUCAAUGGUGAUCCUGCAGAGAGUUGUUGGAAAAGGGGCAGUCUCCUCAGCAAGUGUAGACGCUGCUGUGAUUUCUCGACGAAUAAGGAGGACUUAUAGGUUCAGAUUAGAUUGUCCAUUCUGAGCACAGCAAGGAACUUUGUGCUCUUCACUCUCUCCACAACAGAGUGACUGUUGUGCAAUGGAGAGUGGUCGACAGGAACCUUCCUGAAGUCCACAAUCAUCUCUUUUGUCUUGUCUACAUGGAGACUAGCACAAAAUAUAAAAACAGAUCGUAAAACUUUUUAUAAUUAGGGUAAAGCAGAAAAGGGUAGCUAAAGUGAAUGUAGAUCCCUUGGAGGAUGAGAAAGGGGAAUUGAUGUUGGGGAAUGAAGAAAUGGCAGAGGCUUUGAAUGAUUAUUUAGUGUCAUUCUUCACGGUGGAGGACACGUCUAACAUCCCAAAGUAAGUUGUUAUGGAUGUAAUGGGAAGUAAGGACCUCUAUACAAUAGCUAUUACUAAAGAGGUAGUGCUGAGCAAACCUGUGGGCCUGAAGAUAAACAAGUCCACUGGUCCUGAUGCAAUGCAUCCCAGGGUACUGUAAGAAAUGGCAGAAGUUAUAGAAGAUGAUCAUAGAAAAAGUUAUAGAAGCUUUGGUGAUAAUUUACCAAAAUUCUCUAGACUCUGGGUAGGUCCAGGCAGAUUGGAAGAUGGCAAAUGCCACCCCACUGUUCAAAAAAGGAGGUCGGCAAAAGGCGGGUAACUAUAGGCCAGUUAGUUUAACAUCUGUAGUUGAGAAGAUGCUUGAAGCUAUCAUUAAAGAAGAAAUAACUAGGUAUCUGGAAGGAAAUUGAUUCAUCAGGAAGACGCAGCAUGGAUUCAGCAAAGGCAGAUCCUAUUUGACAAACUUACUGGAGUUCUUUCAAGUCAAGUCACUUUUGAUUGUCAUUUCAACCUUAAACUGCUGGUACAGUACACAGGAAAAACGAAACAACGUUCCUCCAGGACCAUGGUGCUACACUAGACUACAGACCUACACAGGGCUACAUAAAGUGCACAAAACAGUGCAGGGCAGUACAAUAAAUAGUAAACAAGACAAUAGGCACAGUAGAGGACAAAUUUCAAUAUAAUAAUAAAUGAUGUAGAUGUCAGUCUAGACUCUGGGUAUUAAGGAGUCUGAUGGCUUGGGGGAAGAAACUGUUACACUGUCUAGUCGUGAAAGCCUGAGUGCUUCGGUAUCUUUUGCCAUAUGGCAGGUGGGAAAAGUGUUUGUAUGAGGGGUGCGUGGGGUCCUUCACAAUGCUGUUGGCUUUACGAGUGCAGCACGUGGUGUAAAUGUCUGUAAUGGCGGGAAGAAAGACCCCGAUGACCUUCUCAGCUGACCUCACUAUCUGCUGCAGGAUCUUGCGAUCUGAGACAGUCCAUUCCAGAACCAGGCAGUGAUGCAGCAGCUCAGGAUGCGCUCGAUACAUCCUCUAUAGAAUGUGGUGAGGAUGAGGGGUGGGAAAUGGACUUUUCUCAGCCUUCGCAGAGAGUAGAGACGCUGCUGGGCUUUCUUGGCUAUGGAGCUGGUGUUGAGGGACCAGAUGAGAUUCUCUGCCAGGCGAACACCAAGAAAUUUGGUACUGUUAACGAUCUCAACAGAGGAGCCGUCAAUGUUCAGCGGAGAAUGGUCGCUCCGUGUCCUCCUGAAUUCAACAACCAUCUCUUUUGCUUUGUUCACAUUCAGAAAGGUUGUUGGCUCUGCACCAGUCUGUUAGCCGCUGCACCUCCUCUCUGUAUGCUGACUCGUCAUUCUUUGAGGAUAUAAUGAGUGCAGUGGAUAGAGGGGAACAGAUGGACAUUAUUUACUUGUAUUUCCAGAAGGUGUUCGAUAAGGUGCCACAUAAAAGGCUUAUCCAUAAGAUAAGGAUGCAUAGAGUUGGGGGUGAUGUAUUAGCAUGGAUAGAGGAUUGCUUAGCCAAUAGAAAGCAGAGAGUUGGGAUACAUGGGUGUUACUCUGGUUGGCAACCAGUGGUGAGCGGUGUGCCGCAGGGGUCGGUGCUGGGCCACAGCUGUUCACAAUAUGCAUUAACGAUCUGGAAGAGGAGACCGAGUGUAGUGUAUCUAAUUUAGGUUUGCUGAUGAUACUAAAUUCAGUGAAAAAGCAAAUUGUGCAGAAGAUAUGGAAAGUCUGCAGAGAGACAUAGAUAGGUUGAGGGCGUGGCGGAUGGAGUACAAUGUUGAUAAAUGAGAGAUCAUUCACUUUGAAGGAAAAAUGGAAAAGCAGAUUAUUAUUUAAAUGGUAAAAUGCAGCAUGCUGCUGUACAGAGGGACUUGGGAGUGCUUGUGUAUGAAUCACAAAACGUUGGUUUUCAAGUGCAGCAGGCUAUCAAGGAGGCAAAUGGAAGGUUAGCCUUUAUUGCUAGAGGGAUUGAAUUAAACAGGUUGCAACUGCAUUAGGGUACUGGUGAGGCCGCACCUGGAGUACUGCAUGGAGUUCUGGUCUGCUUACUUGAGGAAGGAUAUACUGGCUUUGGAGGUGGUGCAGAGGAGGUUCAUGAGGUUGAUUCCAGAGAUGAGGGGUUAGACUAUGAGGAGAGAUUGAAUCUCCUUGAACUGUUUAAGGAUUGACAAAUGAUAGGUUUUCAGUAUCAGGUUAUGAAAGUGCUUCUAUUUUUUUAUAAUUUAAAAGCAACACCUGACAAGUUACAACUGGCAGGUGGGAAAGUCAAUGGGGUUGUAAAUCAAAACAUCAACGGAAAGGUUUUUACUCUUCUCUAAGCCGGUAUCUUUUCAGUUAUGACUGAUAUUUUUUCCUGCUUUACUUUUUGCCUCAGUUCUUCUCUGCCAUUGCCUUUGCAGAAGUACAUAGAGGUGCUACCUCCUAUGUCUAACUUUGUCAACAAGACACUGAGGCCCAUUGACACACUUUCUCUUCGUUUUACAUUUCAGUUUGUUUUCAGUUGUUUAACUUAUUUCGAUUGCAGGACAUUCACUUCUCUCUUUUCAGUUGUAAUAAAGCACUGGUGAGGCCUCAUUUACAGUAUUGUGAGCAGUUUUGAAUUGAAAUGACUUUAUUUCUUACAUCCUUCACAUACAUGAGGAGCAAAAUUCUUUAUGUUACGUCUUCAUCUAAAUGUGCCAUGUCCAAUCAUAGUAAUUUAUAAUAACUUAUAAUGAAUAGAACAGUCAAUGUAAUAUAGAGUAUACUGUGUGUGAGUUCAUCAGUCUGAUGGCCUGGUGGAAAAAGCUGUCCCGGAGCCUCUUGGUCCUGGCUUUUAUGCUGUGGUACUGCUUCCCGGUUGGUAGCAGUUGGAAUUGAUUGUGGUUGAGAUGACUUGGGUCCCCAGUGAUCCUUUUUACACACCUAUCCUUGUAAAAAGGAAGUUCACAACUACAGAUGCGCUGGGUUGUCCACACCACUCUCUGUGGCCCCUUAUCGUAGAAAGGAUGAGUUGAAAUUGGAGAGGCUUCAAAGGAUGUUCACAAACAUGAUUCCAGGAUUAAAUGGCGUGGCAUAUGAAGAGCACUGGGCCUAUAUUCACUGUAAUUCAGAAGAAUGAGGGGUGACCUCAUUGAAACCUAGUGAAUAGUGGAAGUCCUUGAUAAAGUGGAAGAGGAGGGGAUGUUUCCUAUAGUGGGAGUGUUCAAGACCAGAGGACACAUCCUUAAAAUAGCAGGGUGUCCUUUUAGAAUGGAGAUGAGAUUAAAUGUCUUUAGCCAGAGGGUGGUGAAUCUGUGAAAUUCUUUGUCACAGGUAGCUGUGGAGGCUAAGUUUUUAUAUCUAUUUAAGGCAGAACUUGAUAGAUUCUUGAUUAGUCAUGCAUGAAGGGAUAUGUGGGGCAGGCAGUAGAGUGGUGCUGAAAGGAAAGAUGGAUCAGCCGUGGUGAAAUGGCAGAGCAGAGUCCUAUAUCUGCUCCUAUAUCCUAUGGUCUUAUAAUUAGAUGUAAAAGCAUUGUGAUUAAGUUACUGGACUGAUUUGGAUGUCGUCAUAGCUAAUAACUAAUAAAAUUUACAAUUAAAAUAUCAUAUUUCAAUUAUUCUGACUAUGAAGCUGCCAGAUUGCCUCUAAGCUCAUAAAACCAUCGGAGAAUAGGAGCUGAAUUAGGCUGUUCAGACUGUUCAGUUUCCCAAGAAUGUUCUCUCUAGUUUCGUAACUUCACACACUUCAUGCCCCCGACACCUGGAAAUUCCACCAUACUGUUAGUG
This is a messenger RNA of Mobula hypostoma (lesser devil ray), 6198 nucleotides long. RefSeq names its product T-lymphocyte surface antigen Ly-9-like. Lineage: Eukaryota; Metazoa; Chordata; Chondrichthyes; Myliobatiformes; Myliobatidae. The coding region runs from base 112 to 1071 and encodes 319 amino acids. The record is from RefSeq and is a predicted model, not a curated record. The transcript is spliced from 6 exons.